Molecule: messenger RNA, 1691 nt
Organism: Xyrauchen texanus (razorback sucker)
Lineage: Eukaryota; Metazoa; Chordata; Actinopteri; Cypriniformes; Catostomidae
Gene: cmbl
Product: carboxymethylenebutenolidase homolog (Pseudomonas)
Exons: 6
Coding region: 157-891 (244 amino acids)
Molecular function (GO): hydrolase activity
Source: RefSeq, a predicted model, not a curated record
UAUGAACAAACACAACAGCGAUCAUGUUAUACCACCCUUUGUAUGGUGGGCGUUGCUUAAAGGGACAAACACAGUGAGUUCUGCAGAUUGUGUUCAGUAGGAAUCACAUUUCUACGGAGCUUUUCCUCAAAGCGAAAUAAAUCUUCAGCGGUUAGGAUGGCAAAUGAAGCAAAACCCUGCCCAUGUGAUAUUGGGGAUCAGUUUGAAUAUGGGGGUCUUGGAGAGGAAGUGCAAAUUGAACAUAUUAAAGCCUAUGUGGUGAAGCCUGCAACAUCAAAAAAGGCUAUUAUUAUCAUUCAAGACAUUUAUGGAUGGCAGCUUCCAAACACCAGAUACAUGGCUGACAUGCUCUCCAAAAACGGAUACAUUGCUGUAUGUCCAGAUUUCUUCGUUGGAAAAGAGCCAUGGAGCCCAUCUUGUGACUGGUCGACGUUUCAGCAGUGGCUGGAGGACAAAAAACCUACCAACAUCAAAAAGGAAGUGGAUGUCGUAUUGAAGUACCUGAAGGAGCAGUGUGGUGCAGUGGAGAUAGGUGUUGUGGGAUUCUGCUGGGGUGGUGUGGCGACACACUAUAUUGCUCUCGAGUAUCAAGAAAUCAAAGCUGGCGUCUCCGUCUAUGGUAUUGUUAGAGAGAGGGAAGACAGGUUUGAUCUCAAAAGUCCAACCCUCUUUAUCUUUGCGGAAAACGAUGCAGUCAUUCCACUAGACCAGGUGACCGUGCUGGAGACAAGACUUAAGGAAAAGUGCACUGCUGACUUCCAAGUGAAAAUCUUCCCUAAUCAGACACAUGGGUUUGUCCAUCGCAAAAGAGAAGACAUCAACCCAGAUGAUAAACCCUACAUUGAAGAAGCCAGGACAGACAUGAUCAACUGGCUGAAUAAAUAUAUGUAAUAAGUUAAAUCUUUACACAGGGAAUCAUUUAUCAAAUGAAGAGUAACAUCACAAUCUCAAAUUACUUGAUGAUAAAAAAAAAAUUAUAAUUAUCAUCUUUGUAUUUGAAAAGCAGAAGUUUUGCCCUUCAUAUGAAGUUGUGCAGUUCUGUAUUCUUGGAAAAACAGCAUUUAACUCUUGACAUUCAAUUAUCUAAUAAUACUCUUGACAACCAAUAGACACUCAAAUCUCAAAACAACAUUUUAAUGUUCACUUCAGUACUACAUUGCAGACCAACUGUAUCAAAUGAUAAAUAACAGUACGAAGGUUCCGAAAUUCCUUUAGAAGUGCUUGAGACCAUUUAUUUCAACAUAGCUACACAAUGCUUAGUCUUCAGACUCGCCAGGGCCUCUGAUGUCAUCAAUCUUCAGAAUCAUCUUGACUACUUGAGUGGCCAAAGAAAUCUGCUGUUUCUUUCCAAUGAGGGUUUCAAUCACAUGUUGUUGCUUCAUGUCUGCAAAGAUUUAAUUCAAAUUUAAUGGCAGGUCUACCUUGAUAUUUAUUGAUUUUAAGACUAAACCCAUUACAUGAAAAUAAAAGAUUAAGUCAAUAGUAUUAUUACCAUAAUAAAAAAAAAAAUUGUUUUUGUUGGACUGGUCCACCUAGCUCGACUAUUCCUUUUCCUUUCAAAUUUAUCAUUAUACCUUAAAAUAAUGUACUAAUAAGCAAGCAUUCAUAAUCCUGCAACACUUUUUUUAUUGUUGUUCUCCGCUGUUUUGUUACUUUGAUUCAAAUACUGUCAAAUAAAGAAGUUCAUACCA